AUGGGGCCCCGCGGACUGGCGAAGGCUUGUGGGGACAUCCGGGACGAGGAGCUGAAGAAGUUCUGUUCCCGGGUCGUUAACCUGCUGCAGAAGGACGAGCUGGGGCCCGACGCCGUGGACGCCCUGCAGAGGCUCUUCCUCAUCGUGUCAGCCACAAAAUACAAGAGGAAGUCACCCUGGGACGACAGGUCGGAGCUGGAGGGCUCCACGCUGUCCGUGCUGUCGGCCGGCUCCACCGCCGGCCGCCUGCUGCCCCCGCGGGAGCGGCUGCGGGAGAAAGCCUUCGAGUACUGUCAGCGCCUGGCGGAGCAGAGCACCCGGCGAGCCCUGAGGAAGGGGGACUCAGACCUGCAGAAAGCUUGCCUGGUGGAGGCCGUGCUGGUGCUGGACGUGCUCUGCAGGCAGGACCCCUCCUUCCUGUACCGCACCCUGUCCUGCCUGAAGGCCCUGCACGCGCGCCUCUGCGGGGACCCGGCCCGAGUGCGGACGCUGCUGCCCAUCGCGCAGUUCUUCCUGAACCACGGGGAGGCGGCCGCAGUGGACUCUGAAGCCAUCCUCCGGCACCUGCUCACCAGGACCCCCUCCGAGUUCUUCCACAGCCCCAUGCUGGCCUUCGAGCUCACGUGCUUCUGCAGAGACAACCUUCCCCUGUUUGGCAGGAACCUGGACAUUCUCAAACGGAGCUUCCCAAACCUCUUCAAGAUGGUCACAUCCGGUCAGCCCUUCAUCCGGGAGCCUUGCCUGCUGUGCGCAGCCCUUUGGGUGCUGAGCUCGCGGUUCCUGGCCCUGUGCGCGCUGCACCCGUCACUGGUGGUGGAGCUGGCGAAGGAGCUGCUGGAGUUCGUGGGGAGCGUGAGCGGGAUCCAGGGCCGAGGGGCCAUGCUCGCCUCCGUGGUGUGGGCCGUCGGCGAGUACCUGUCCGUGUCGUGGGACCGGCGGUGCACCGUGGAGCAGAUCAACAGGUUCUUCGAGGCCCUGGAGGCCGUGCUGUUCGAGGUCACCCAGUCCCGCCCGUCGGCCGCCCUCCCCAGGUGUCCCCCGCAGGUCGUCACCGUGCUCAUGACCACGCUGACCAAGCUGGCCUCCCGGAGCCAAGACCUGAUUCCCAGGGUCUCUCUGUUCCUGUCGAAGAUGAGGACCCCGGCCCAGAGCCCAGCCCCGAGCUCCACGAGCCGCGAGGAAGACGCGGGAGCCGUGCGCACGCGGGCCGCUGAGCUGCUGACCCUGCUGAAGAUGCCCAGCGUGGCCCAGUUCGUGCUCACGCCCAGCACGGAGGUGUCCGAGCCCCGCUACCACCGCGACGCCAACACGGCCCUGCCCCUGGCCCUGCGCACCGUCAGCCGCCUGGUGGAGAAGGAGACGGGCCUCCUGCCGGGGUGA
Molecule: messenger RNA, 1380 nt
Organism: Puma concolor (puma)
Lineage: Eukaryota; Metazoa; Chordata; Mammalia; Carnivora; Felidae
Source: RefSeq, a predicted model, not a curated record